Fonsecaea nubica is the source of this 2367-nucleotide messenger RNA. RefSeq lists its product as hypothetical. Gene Ontology annotation, molecular function: beta-glucosidase activity. Bases 1 to 2367 code for a protein of 788 amino acids. The record is from RefSeq and is a predicted model, not a curated record. Gene Ontology annotation, biological process: glucan catabolic process. The transcript has 3 exons. NCBI's taxonomy places the organism in Eukaryota, Fungi, Ascomycota, Eurotiomycetes, Chaetothyriales, Herpotrichiellaceae.
AUGUUACUUGUCACUCUCUGGUCGAGCUUACUAACUUUGACAGCUCAGAGUGUCGCUCAAGAUUAUGGCACUUCACCCCCCGUGUAUCCCAGUCCCCCGAGCGCCGGCAUUGGCUGGGAAGCAGCUUUUGCCCAAGCCCAGGCAUUCGCGUCAAACCUGACACUUCAAGAGAAAGCUCAGCUGGUGACGGGGACUGAGGGUCCAUGUGUGGGCAACAUUGCAGGCAUCCCACGGGUCGGAUUCGAUGGGCUCUGUCUCCAAGACGGUCCUCUCGCCAUCAGACAAGCGACGUAUGCCUCUGUUUUCCCUGCAGGGCUGACGGCUGCAGCAUCUUGGGACAGAGGCCUCAUAUUCCUCCGAGGCUUGUUCUUGGGGGCAGAGUUCAAAGGCAAGGGAAGUCAUGUGGCGCUUGGUCCCGUUGUCGGUCCUCUCGGCCGGUCUGCGUUUGGUGGACGGGGUUGGGAGGGUUUCUCCCCAGAUCCAUAUUUGACGGGCGUAGCAGCAGAGGAGACCAUUAGGGGCAUGCAACAGAGUGGUGUCCAGGCCUGUCUCAAGCAUUACAUCGGCAACGAGCAGGAGACACACCGCAAUCCAGGGUUGUCGCCCUCCGGCACCAACAUCGAAGCCGUUUCCUCCAAUAUUGAUGAUCGGACCAUGCACGAGUUAUACCUGUGGCCAUUCGCGAAUGGCGUCCGCGCCGGCACGGCUUCUAUCAUGUGCUCAUACAAUCGACUCAAUGCCUCCUAUGGGUGUCAGAAUUCCAAAACAUUGAAUGGGUUGCUCAAGACAGAGCUGGGCUUUCAAGGCUAUGUCAUGUCGGAUUGGCAAGCAACGCAUGCCGGCGUCUCUGCCAUCAAGGCCGGCUUAGAUAUGGAUAUGCCUGGAUCCAUUGGUAGCUCACGAAACACCUCGUUCUUCGGUGGCAAUGUCACACGUGCUGUUCGAAACGGUACCCUCGACGAGGAUCGACUCGACGACAUGGUCAGGCGGAUCAUGACCCCUUACUUCUAUCUAAAUCAGAACGAAUACCCGCCGAUCGAUGGGCUGGAGCCAAUGCUGAACUCUGACUCUCCUCCCUAUCAACAUCCGUUCACGUUGGGCGCAUCGAACGUGGAUGUACGAAGCGGCCACGGUCAACUCAUCCGCGAUAUUGCUGCUGCCGGUACAGUGCUGUUGAAAAACACAAAUGGUGCCCUACCAAUAACAGCGCCCAAAACUCUGGGCGUAUUCGGCAACGACGCCGGCGACUUGGUCAAUGGACAAUAUUUCUUGACUUCGGCCUUCCAGACUCCAUUCGGCUACGAAUACGGUACCCUUCCUGUCGCCGGCGGCAGUGGGGCUGGUCGGCUCUCAUAUCUCGUCUCUCCCCUCGAAGCGCUCAAAGCACGCGCUGCCCUAGAUGGCACCCUUGUCCAGUAUAUCCUGAACAACGACUUGCUCACUCAACCUAGUGGCCUCAGUGCCAUCCUGCCAGUCCCGGAAGUCUGCUUGGUGUUUCUAAAGUCCUGGGCGGCCGAGGGAAGUGAUCGGCGUAGCCUCGAAGCAGACUGGGACAGCUCAGCUGUCGUCCGCUCCGUUGCUGCAUACUGCAACAACACGAUGGUCAUCACGCACUCCGCCGGAGUCAACGUGAUGCCUUGGGCAAACCACCCCAAUGUCACCGCCAUUCUUGCAGCACAUCUUCCUGGCCAGGAGUCUGGCAACUCCAUCGUUGACAUCCUCUAUGGGACAGUCAAUCCGAGCGGCCGACUCCCUUAUACCAUCGCCUUGAACGAGAGCGAUUACCGGUUUGGCGAGAUCACCAAUUCCACCAAGUUGCUGCAAACGGAGGAUCCCAACGCAUGGCAGUCCAACUUCACCGAGGGUCUCCUGAUCGACUACCGGCACUUCGAUUACUACAACCAGACAGUGUUAUACGAGUUCGGUUUCGGGCUGUCCUACACUACUUUUAACAUGUCUGAUCUGAGCGUGGACAUAAAAUAUGCAACGAUCAAUGCUCUACCGGACUCUCUGCCCAUCGCCCCAGGGGGGAACCCAUCACUGUGGCAGAUACUCUGCACGGUGAACGUAACGGUGACAAACACGGGUAACAUGUCGGGCGCGGCGGUGCCACAGGUGUACCUGACACUGCCACCCGUCCCCAGCUCCAUCCCCAGCCCAUCCAGCGUGCUCCGUGGCUUCGACAAGAUAUGGCUCGGGCCGGGCGAGUCGCAGACGACGAGCUUCCCGUUGACACGGCGGGACUUGAGCUACUGGGACGUCAAGCAACAGGAGUGGGUCAUCUCUCGUGGAAGCUUUGUCGUGAAUGUCGGAUUCAGUUCGAGAGACCUUCGGCUCAAGGACCAGUGGGUUGUUGGCACGGGAUGA